Molecule: messenger RNA, 3064 nt
Organism: Sardina pilchardus (European sardine)
Lineage: Eukaryota; Metazoa; Chordata; Actinopteri; Clupeiformes; Clupeidae
Gene: ppp1r2
Product: protein phosphatase 1, regulatory (inhibitor) subunit 2
Exons: 6
Coding region: 226-843 (205 amino acids)
Biological process (GO): regulation of signal transduction
Molecular function (GO): protein phosphatase inhibitor activity
Source: RefSeq, a predicted model, not a curated record
UCGACACAAGUUCAGGGAGGGUGGCAUAGUGUAUGGUCAAGCAACGAUAGGGCUAUUGAAGUUGUUGGUUAUGCCAUCCCAUUUCUCUGAAUGUUGCCACUAAAUAACUACCCAUGAUAAUUGGAACUCUUUGGUCUUGAAGUGGCACUGAAACUUGAAUACUAGCAGCGUUGAAGCUCAGACUGGGAGCCCUCUCAAGUGGGUUGACGUUAGUAACCGUGUGGAAUGGCAGCUCCCCGGCCCAUUAAAGGUAUUCUGAAGAACAAAAACAGCGGGGCGAGUAUAAAAAGGGCCCCCGAAGUCCCCGUGGAAAAUCCAGAGCAGGCAGCGCUGGGAAUAUUAGAGGACGACCAACAGAAGAAGUCGCAGAAAUGGGACGAAAUGAACAUUCUGGCAACGUAUCACCCAGCUGAUAAGGACUAUGGCUUAAUGAAGAUUGACGAGCCCAGUACGCCAUACAACCGGAUGCUGGGGGAUGAGGAUGACGAAGGGGCACUCAGUGACUCGGAUGGCAAUGCGGUCACGGUAGACGACCUCGCCAGAAAGUUGGCUGAGGCAGAAGGCACAGAACCUCGUUUCAUGAGAAAGGAGGAGGAGGAGGAGGAGGAGAGCAGUGAGGAGGAAGAGGAGGAACUCUCCGCUGAGGAGCAAGAGAAAAGGAAGCAGUUUCAGAUGAUGAGGAAGAUGCAUUAUAACGAAGGCCUUAAUAUUAAGUUGGCCAGACAGCUCAUCGCCAGUGAGCUGGAGGAAGACGAGGACGAAGAUGAGGAGAUGAGAGAUGACACUGAAACAGAAGACAUUAAUGUAGACCCACCUCAAGAUGCUGAUUCUCUGGAUUCUUAGAGGACGACACAGAGAAAUUUUGCACCUGGACUCAGCUCAUGAACCAUAGGCACGCAGAUGCCCUACCGGUCUUGGCUGACACCGUUUCAGGAACCCGCCGCCCCCCAAAACCCUUCCAUUCCUCAUGCAACCCACCAUCCCCGCCGAAAAAAUAUAGUCUGCAUUCUGUGAACUGCGCCAUGCAAAGCAUAUCAACUAUCGACCCCCCGCUGGACAGUCCUUGCUGCUCCCUCUGUUGCCGAAUAUCCGUCUCCCUGUCAUCACACUGUGGGGCGUGAGCUGAAGAGUUGUGCUCAGACUGUUCUCAUCAAGUGAUGGCCCGCCUCCCCUCCUCUCCCCUCCUCUCCCCUCCUCUCCUCUCCUCUCCUCUUCCCUCCCUUCCUUCGAGCCUACCCUCUUCCCCCCUCCAUCCAUGCGUGAGCACAGGAGUGCAUGCCCAAAGGCACACCCCUGGCAUCACCACACUCUGCCCAGCCUGAUCACUCGUGGCGCGCCAUGGUGUGACACUAGGCUUCAAUGUGUGCGUGUAAUGUUUACCCCUACCCGCCAGCUAUGUGUAACGCCUGAGGAUGCUCCUCCUGUGGUUAUGGGCAUGGUGUGGUCAGCCACCGAAUUGCCCAAAAACUAUCCCGCCAUCCAGCUUUUCAUAAAGCCACUUUUUUUUGUUUUCAAUGACCUGUGUACUACCCUGACUGUAAUCCUCAGCAUCAUGAUAGAUCCAUAGGCUGUCCCUGGUAACAUAACUGUGAUGUAUAGACACCGCAAAGAGGUAUUGAGGCUGCUUCCAGUGGGCAGGAAAUGGAUGAAAUACGGGCUUACCAAAGUGUAAUGCACUGAGAUCAAAUUUUGAAAUUAAAUGGCCUUCUCAGCAUGCUUGGUUAAAGUAUGAUGGAGAACUGCACAUUUUCUUUCCAGAGAAGAGUCAAGCACUACAGUAUAUGUUGUGUCGGUGUGUACAAAGGAACAAGUAAUGCAAUGCUUCAUAGCUUGACUACUACUGAUUGGUGAGACGGCAUCUCUGGAGUGUUAAUAGGCUACUGUUGAAUCUCCUGUUUCUCUGACACAACAGCUCCAGAUGGAUCAAUGCACAAGUGGCACAAUUCCUUGUCUUAUUCUUCAGCUUCUCUGAUUAGCUUGUCAGAAUUCAGAAUUCUAAAAUAAUACUGAUCUAUAGUAAUUUAUGUAGAGUAUCUAAAACAUUUUCCUCUUUUUAGUAUAUUCAAAAACUAAUACAAGGAACAAGACUCACAGUAUUUACAUACUGUCAGUGUAACAUGCUAUUCCCAAUUAGACUAGCGCUUAGAUCUUAUUGUUGUCACAAUGUUUUUAAUUGGACAACUAUAUGUUUUCAAUUUUGUUUUUUUGUUUUUUACAUAAGGCCUCUUACGGAGAUUCUACUUGUGCACAAAAAUAACCGAAUAUAUAAUUAAGUGAUGGCCUUGGAUAAAAAUGAACUUUUCCAUUAUCUGCUGCACCUCAAUGAUAACCUGCAGUAUAUAACAAAUUCACAUCUUACCUUACCAAGAAUUAUAUACACAGUUCUUCUAUGUGUACUUUCAAGGUAGUAUUUUUUUCACACUUGUCAUCCUUGGAUUCGAUUUUAGGUUUUUUGUGUGUGUGUUACUCUGCGUUUGAUUACAAUCAGAUGACAAGAGGUCAGAUGAGUGCUGGAUUUUAAAUAUCAGUCCAAUCCCACAAGAAUUUAGCCAUUUUCCAGAAUGGGAGCGUGAAGUGAAUGGAUUUCGUGGGUGGGUGGUCCAUUGGGUGGAUUUCAAGUUAAGAAAAUACUUCAUUGGUAAACCACCAUAUGUCUAUGGAUUUCGUAAUUACAUUAAUGUAUGAUUAAGGAUGAGGGGAACCAGGAUGUCAAGGUCACAAAAUAUAAUACAAGAGAAGAGAUGCAUGUAGAGGGACUGGUGGUCUGUCCUGUGGGCUAGCAACAUACAUGAGAACAUAAUGGGUACAGUUAAGUUAAACGCUGAAAAGUAAAGGAUACUUAACCCACAGAUGUACAUGUUUAUAAAUGAAUGUUUCAUGGUAUUUUCUUUAUUCUCCAUUCAGAGCUGUGGUGCCUGUUGGUUUCUGCAUUUGCUGUGUUUUAUUUGACAGAUUAGGCAUUUAAUGUCUACAGAACAUGUUAUUUGUCCUCGUUUUUUAUCAGUUUUGCACGUUCACAGGAAUACGUGUGUUGUCUCACGUUAUUAAAAUAUGUUGAUAUUGA